AUGCAGGAGGCACUCUCCGAACUGAAGAGAGAGUUUAGCCGGUCGUCAGAAAAGAGCCCAAUGGCUAAAACAAGCGAUACUGAAACGAAGGAAGGCGAAAAGGCGGAAGAAAGUGAAAAGCCCCCGCAAGCCCAGUCUCGGUCUCGAAUUGUCCUCAACAGAGUCAACAGUGCAGGCGAGCGUGAGGAUGUCGAGUACGACAAAAAGCCAACAAAGCAAUCCUCAUCAGCCCAGGUCAAAGGCUAUGAAUUCACGUUGAGGAAAUUCAUUGAGGAGGACCCAAGGCAAAACCACAGCGAAAUUGAAAUUGAAAGCCCCCCUCUGCGGAAUUUUAUGAAAGAACUGCUAAUUUCCUGUCCGUAUCAUACCUUCAGAGGCAGUCCUCAAACCCUGUAUUCCCCCUACGAGGCUAUAGUUCUCAACUGGGACCAGCUUGCAAAAGCUGCUGAGGAUCGUAAAUUUAGCCCGUGGCCGGUGGAUCGCAAAGAUUGGUUUUUGCGAUGCUGGGCCUACGACUGGGAUGGAUCACAGUUCCAGCGGUUACCGCUGAAACUCCGGUUUGCACGUUUUGAGGAGAGCAAGCCCAUCAAUUCUCUUCCGUUUUAUCCCUUGGAAUGCCACGAAGACUCAGAUACCCUGCGCCGGAAGCUGAUUGAGCGCGGAAAAAAAUAUCGGCGUUUCUGCACAGCGAGUUUGGGCUCGCAGAUGUUCAGUUAUGACGGCCAGGCCGUUUUGGUCAAGAGGGGUCUAUCUAGCAUGCGUGACUUUAUGAAGAGAGAUACAGAUACUCACGACGAUAGCUCCAUAUUCUCCUACAGCACAUCAACAAGUAGCACGAGUGCCGGGUUCGCCUUCUUGAAAGACCGGGUUAUGGUUGACUUCAAGUCGUACUUCGAAAAAAGUCGAUGCGAUGCUCUCAUAGGGGAUAUAACCCCCGAAGGCAGGUAUGGGGAGUGCCAGUGCCCUACCUGCCAGACAAACCAGGAGCUCAUGGCCUUGUAUCGGACUAGAUUUGAUCGCGCUAACAUUGACGGUCGAGACUGGGAUGCAGAGCAAUAUCUGCUUUGCCCCCCUCGCGUGUUUGGCUAUGUUUUGCGCGAGAAACAGUGGGCGCAGCUUCACGCCCACGGCAAGAAAUCGACGGCUAAGACUGUCGCACUCAAGGCAGAAAAGCCGCUCUUUGCCAUCAGCGUGGCUGAUGUUGGGACCGAGGCCAAACAUGUCGAGUCUAAUCUGCGCAGAAUAUUCACCCUGGCAACUACAUGGCAGGCCAUCCUCCUCAUUGACGAAGCAGAUGUCUUCCUGCAAAGCCGGUCAUUGGGGGUCACCCAUGGAGGCAACAUUGAGCGCAAUGCCCUCGUUUCUGUGCUUCUUCGCGUCCUGGAAUAUUACCAAGGAAUACUCAUGUUAACCACCAACCAAAUCGCCCAAUUCGACGUGGCUGUGCAUUCACGCAUCCACGUCGCCAUCAAGUACCGCGAGCUCAAGGAAGACCGUGCAAUGGCGAUUUUCAGGAACUUCCUCGACCCUCUUGACCGCAAGGGCAAAGUCAAGGACAUGGACAAGAUUGUGCAAUGGCUUCAGCGAGAGAUUCGCCUCGCGGGGUUUGGGGGGCGCCAGAUCCGUAAUGUUGUCACGUCGGCGCUGAGUCUCGCGCGUGCGCGUGGAGACAGACAGUUGAGCAGGGACCAUCUGUCGGACGUGGUGGACAAUGUGCACGAGUUCAAGCUGGAGUUUAUCCGGCAGUAUGAAAACUACAAAACACAGCAACAGGGCCUUAGCUAG
Messenger RNA from Talaromyces atroroseus, 1785 nucleotides. RefSeq lists its product as hypothetical. NCBI's taxonomy places the organism in Eukaryota, Fungi, Ascomycota, Eurotiomycetes, Eurotiales, Trichocomaceae. The coding region runs from base 1 to 1785 and encodes 594 amino acids. Gene Ontology annotation, molecular function: ATP hydrolysis activity; ATP binding. The transcript is spliced from 7 exons. The record is from RefSeq and is a predicted model, not a curated record.